CCUCUGACUUGGUUGGAUACGAUGUCCUAACCAGGCUGAUGCCACAUCUAGCAAGUCGCUUUCUGAGCUCCGGGUGCAUCUUGCCUCUGAUAGGUUCGGCCAUUCCCAGGCUAUCAAUGCCCACCUGCCCAACUCUUACGUACGUCUAUCAACCACGACUCUCACAAACGGGCCACCCUUUUCCCUUUUUUUGUGUGUGCAAAGCUCACAAUGUUUGUUCUCCCUGGUUAGAGAGUGAUCCACAAAGAUGCUUGCCAGCGCACGUACGCACUCGAGGAGAAACAUCUUUUGUUUUGCCAGCUAAUUUUUAAGACCUGGGCUUGCCUUGUAGGCGGAUCCGGCGUUUGUCCAGCCAUCAUACAUAGUAGUUACUCGCAUCUCUCAUCUAUUGAGGGAUGCAUUCAUGCGGCUGAGACGCUUGGAGCUUUGCUCUGAACGG
Molecule: messenger RNA, 439 nt
Organism: Fusarium redolens
Lineage: Eukaryota; Fungi; Ascomycota; Sordariomycetes; Hypocreales; Nectriaceae
Exons: 1
Coding region: 39-311 (90 amino acids)
Source: RefSeq, a predicted model, not a curated record